Messenger RNA from Schistosoma spindalis, 1744 nucleotides. The record is from the annotation of a GenBank genome assembly. NCBI's taxonomy places the organism in Eukaryota, Metazoa, Platyhelminthes, Trematoda, Strigeidida, Schistosomatidae.
UUACCAAUAUUCCGCCACUUGUUCAACGUGUGCGUUACACCACGAGUAAUUUACUUUGCUUCUUUUCGUGGAUGUACUACCCCCGAAAAACGAGGUUCUUUCUGCAUAACCUCGAAUUUUGUACAUCGAUAGGCGUUUGACGACCCCGUUGGCUCGGAAAAUGACUUUCGACAUAGAUAUAUGUACUACCAUUAUGCUCAUGACCAUUGGUGCCAAUUACGUUGUGGUUCACUUUCAGUCCUAAUAAAUCAGAACCAUUGUAAUGGAAAAUAUCUUAGCAUCGGGAUUUUCAAAAUAUGGGGAUCAGAUUGAAUUGCGAAGAAAUCCCAUUGAACACUUAUAUAAAGUCUAUGUACAAGCGAAUCGUGAUAUUCAAUCAUCAAAUGAAAAAAAUCCACCAUAUGGAAUUGAUCAUGGAAAUGAAUCAGUUAACUUUUUCAAACCAAUACUCAAUAAUACAACUGAAAUACAAUCUCGUGAUACUGAAUUCUGGCGAUAUAUUCGUAAAGUAACUUGUGAACAGUUGGAAUCAAAUUAUCAGCGCAUGAAUAUUCGAUUUACAAGCUAUGAAUAUGAAUCCGAUUAUGUGGAAAAGGCUUAUUCACUUGCUAAUAUGUUACUAGCCAGUGGGUUAGCUUACAAAAGUUCUGAUGGACUGACUUGUAUGUCGACAGCAAACAAUAAUGAUGUGAAUUUUUCGAAUCAAAAUAUUAUCCUACUAAAAAGUGAUAAGUCAACUUUAUAUUUGACCAGGGAUAUAGCGGCGGCGAUUUCUCGUUACGAAAAAUAUCAUUUUGAUAGAAUACAUUAUGUGGUUGAAAUCGGACAGCGUUUACACUUUCAACAACUCAACUAUGUUCUCCUAAAAAUGGGUUAUAAUUGGCCAGUUUUAUCUAUGAUCGGUGAUGAUGUUGAUGAUAAUACUGAUAAUGAUCAGUGUAGUCAAUGUGCUCGUAAUCUUUUACAUAUUCCAUUCGGUCGAAUUGUGGGAAUGAGUACUAGAAAAGGUGAAGGUUUAUUUCUAUUGGAUAUUUUAAAUAAUGCUCAACAAUUUAUGCUGAAUCGAAUGAAAUGUUCACAAAAUACGCGAAUAACCCAAAAUGAAUCAGUUAAUCCACCAUUGUUAUGUCAAAAUGAAAUAGCUGAUCAUUUAGGUGUAACAUGUUUGGUAACAACAAUGUUUGCUUAUCCACGUCAAAAACCAAUUAAUUUGCAGACAUUCCUUGGUUUACCAGUGACAUCAUCAUCAACAAUGAAAAAUAGUCAUUUGUUGAAAUCAUCAGCUGUAAGUGAAUUAUGCGGAUUAACUCUACAAUAUUGUCAUGCAAGACUGUGCAGCCUAGAAUCUCGUUCAAUUUCAUCUGGUCUAUUUCCAUUCAAAGUUAAUAGCAGUGAUCCAACAUCAAUGGUGUUUGACAUGGAUCACCUUAUUCAUGAAUUUGAUCAAUUUAGAGAAUGGCCUUCAACAACAAUUAAUGAAAAAUCCUUUGUAAAAUUGGCCGAUCAGUUGUGCAGAUUUUCUACUGUGCUUCAUACUGCUUAUUCAAAAUACGAGCCAUAUUACGUACUACAAUAUGCAUUACAACUCACCUCUGAUGUAAACUCAGCUUGGAAGCAUUUACCAGUUUUGGCAUGCACAAAUAAAGAAGAUCAACUAAUACGUUUAUUCAUCUUCCUAGCAUCUAGAAAUGUACUUGCCUCAUGUUUACGUUUAAUGGGAAUCAAACCGUUGAGCGCGAUAUAA